Messenger RNA from Ostertagia ostertagi, 420 nucleotides. The record is from the annotation of a GenBank genome assembly. NCBI's taxonomy places the organism in Eukaryota, Metazoa, Nematoda, Chromadorea, Rhabditida, Trichostrongylidae.
AUGUUACUGGUCGUGUUGUUCGCCGUUCUCCUGCCAUCAGUGACGGCUCAGUGCUCGUUCAGCGGUGGAGAUGUCAGUGCUCGCUGGCAGGUGUCCAAUAACGAGCUGACUGUGGAAUUUGUGAACAAGAAGAUCGGUAACAAUCAAUGGACAGGUAUCGGCUUUGGCCCUGGCAUGGACAAUCUCGAAGUGGUGCUUGUGAAAAUCCAAGACAAUAAACCGUCACUGGUCACCGGCUACACAAAAGGCUACGCUGCUCCAAAAGGAGGACUCCUCCCAACGUUGCACCAAAAUUGCUCAGUUUCAACAUUUGUAAAAGAAGGCCCAUUGGAAGACGGCAAAUUCGGUGCACAUACGGCUACGCCGGUUUCGAUGAAGGUCUGCCCAAAGGACUGUACGAAACGCAUCAUUCACGACUAA